GUCCUUCUUCUCGGGCCAUGCAUCUUUCGCCAUGUACACCAUGCUUUACCUGGCAUUUUACCUGCAGGCGCGUUUGUCAUGGCGAGGGGCGCGGCUCCUGCGACCGUUGCUGCAGUUCAUGUUGUUGAUGUUAGCGGUGUACACAGGACUCACUCGCAUUUCUGACUACCGCCAUCACCCCACUGACGUCCUGACCAGCUUCCUGCAGGGAGGACUGACCGCGUACUGGGUGGCCUUUUAUAUUUCGUCCAUGUUUAAGACGUCUCGUCCAGACAUGUCUCCAACAAGCUUGUCUCUGGAGAGUCCCCUGUCCAGCCAGCAGACCGUCUGCUAACAGAGACACCUGAGAGACACGAGAAAGUGAAAAUGGGAGUGAUCGAGCAAAGAACGGGAAUGGGACAAAGAACUUUGAAACAUGCUCAUGUCUUGACAAAUCCUCACAGAGAACCAUUUCCUGUGCACUCUGAGAGAAGAACAGUUAUAUAAAUAUAUAUAUAUAU
Molecule: messenger RNA, 500 nt
Organism: Sinocyclocheilus rhinocerous
Lineage: Eukaryota; Metazoa; Chordata; Actinopteri; Cypriniformes; Cyprinidae
Product: phospholipid phosphatase 3-like
Exons: 3
Coding region: 32-334 (100 amino acids)
Biological process (GO): phospholipid dephosphorylation; signal transduction; phospholipid metabolic process
Cellular component (GO): plasma membrane
Molecular function (GO): phosphatidate phosphatase activity
Source: RefSeq, a predicted model, not a curated record